Messenger RNA from Drosophila melanogaster (fruit fly), 11378 nucleotides. It is a transcript of the gene tai, whose product is annotated as taiman. Gene Ontology annotation, biological process: positive regulation of transcription by RNA polymerase II; regulation of DNA-templated transcription. Bases 832 to 6975 code for a protein of 2047 amino acids. The record is from RefSeq and is marked reviewed. The transcript has 13 exons. NCBI's taxonomy places the organism in Eukaryota, Metazoa, Arthropoda, Insecta, Diptera, Drosophilidae. Gene Ontology annotation, molecular function: transcription coactivator activity; protein dimerization activity. Gene Ontology annotation, cellular component: nucleus.
GCAGUGUUGGUAAAUACCCGCACACCUUUUAGUUGUUUGCCGAUUAAAAAAUUACGCUUUUUGUUUGAAAACGAAAUAUUAACUGCUGUGCUAUUGAAACUCUGUCAGAAUUAAAAGAUAUUCUAUCUGGCCUGCCAUCUCUUAUUGUCAUACAACAAGAAGUCUUGUGACACAGCUAAAGGCGUGAAAUGGAUCAAUUAAACUUAUAAACAAAUUGUUUGUUUCUUUUGACUGAAAUACUUGUACGGUUUUGUGCGUAAAUGUGCGCUCGUGUGUGUGUGUGUGUUACCUAUGCGUUCGUGUGUGUUUGGUGAUUUUCUGAUAACUCACAUCGCAGCAAACAGCGAAAGCAAAAGCAACAAUAACAAAUUGCAGCAACAACGUCACACGUCUGCGACACCUGCGUCGCUGUCGCCAAAGUUGUGUUGUUAUUUUUACUGUUGCUGCUGUCGCCGCUGUCGUCGCCAUCGGCUUUUGUUUAUUUGUUGUUGCGUCGCGUCGUAAAGAAGGAAAAGCGCCCACACACACACACAACACACACACAAUCGCGCGUGUGCCGUUGGCAACAAGUGGAAUAUAUACAAACGAAAUUCAUACAACCCCAUGUUAGUGCGUGAUUUACAAGAGGCAGAGAGAAAUCCCUUCGAUAAGUUAACCUGAGUGCUUCAUUUACGUUUCGUGCGCGAAUUUUAUGUGUAGACAUCAAAUAAACGAAUGCAAAAAAAAAAUUAGCAGCAUCAUCAUCAGCGUCACCAGCAACAACAAUAACAACUGCAACAACAACGAAGGGCACAUCUAACGCUGCGGCUAACAGAUGAGCCCCAACAACAGAUGUCAAUUGCUGCAGCCGAAAAUGCAGGGCUUAGCCCAAGUGACUUACCAGAUCAUUGGGCCUCAGGUACAUCAAAUCCAUCGACCUCGACCAGCAGCAGCAGCAGCAGCAGCAUUAGUGCCAGCGGCAGCAACAACAACAAAUACAACAGCGGCAACAUAUCGGUCUGCAACCUGCCGCGCUCAUCGCCGGCCGCUGCAACAGCAGCCGUUACACUAUCGUCGGCCGCCGGCGGUAUUGGCAGCAACUUGUUGAGCGGCUUGCAUCACGGUCUGGCGCCCGGUACGCAUCCACUGCAGCGCGCGACGGCAGCCAGCGGAGGCGGAGCUGGUGCUGGGGGCGUGGCAGGCGCCUCAACAGCAGCGGCACUCACACUCCAGCAACAUCAGCACCAGCAGCAGCAACAACAACAGCAGCAGCAAGCGCAACAUCAGCAUCAGCACCAGCAUCAGCAGCAGACGCAACAGCAGCAAUUGGCCUACCAGCACCAGCAACUGCAGCAGCAGAUCAUCUCGCAUCGUUCCAUACAAAACAAGGCGGCGGCCACCGCUGCCGCACAAACGGCAAAUCUUGCUGCUGCCCUGCAGCGAUCGGCUGCCAUUAUGAAUGCGGUGGCAUCGCCGAUCUCAGCCAACUCUGCCAACUCAGCGACGUCCGGCCGAAAGAUACGGCGCAAGACGGAUUCAAAGGUCAAUCUGCCCCAAUCACAAAUCAACAAAUGCAACAAUGAGAAGCGACGUCGCGAGGCGGAGAAUGGCUAUAUCGAGCAGCUGUCGGAGAUAUUGACGCUGAACAAGCGUGGAGAUAUGACCUCAACGAAACCGGACAAGGCGGCUAUACUAAACCAAGUGGUUCGAACGUAUCGUGAGAUUUGUGACAAGGGCCAAAAUCGUGAUAUAUCCUCAACGUCGACGAACAACAACAACUCUACGACAACGACCAACAACAACACGAAUAGCAACAAUAACAACAACACCAGCAAACCGCAAGCAACCUCAACACGCUGCAGCCGCUGUGCCACGGACAACUGCUCGAUCCAUCCGGUACAACAGGGCGAGGUCUCGUCGACGGAACCACCACUUCCAGAGCCAUCACUCCUGCUCGGCCAGGUGCCAGAGAUAUCGGCAUACUUUGAGGCACUCGAGCAUUACAUCAGCGGCGUCGGCUGGGUCCUGCUGCAGGUGAACGCCAACGGCAUCAUUGAGUCCUGCACGCAGAACAUCCGCGAUCUGAUCGGCUAUGAGAAGCAGGAGCUGUACCACCAGCCGCUCUACAUGUACCUCUAUUCGGGGGAUCACGCCAAGCUAGAGCCGAUCAUCAAUACAAUGUACAACAAUCCGAAUGGCGGAAAUAGCAAUUCCGCCAAUAAUUCUGGUCCAGGUGGCAGCUCUGCUGGCACCUCAGCGGGCGUGUGGGGCGAUCUCGAGGAGCUGAACAACGGCAAUGCCUCACAGGGCUCCAAUUCCAGCGGAGCGGGCGGCUUAGGUGGAGCAGGUGGCGCUGCGGCCGGCAAGAAGCGCAGCAUCUCCACCAAGGUGCGCAUGCUAGUCAAAGACACGCGCACCGCCACCCAAACGUCGUCCAACUGCGAAGAGAAGCCACUGAGGCAGUCCGGCCAUCAGGAUAAGUACGAGGAGGUGGUCCUUAUAGCGGCACCAGUCAAGGACGAUGCCGAUGCCAGCAGCUCGGUGCUGUGCCUCAUCACACGACCGGAGGAUGAGUCGCCCUUGGAGAUCAACAUUCAACAGCACGUGCAGCAGCAGCCGAUCGAGCAGAUGACCUUCAAGCUGGACAUCCACGGCAAAAUACUCACUCUCGAUCCCACGGCACUGCGGGAGCCGUUCAAGCAGCACCUGCAGACGUGGGUGGGACGCCUGUGGCAGGACCUAUGUCACCCACACGACCUAUCCACCCUCAAGUCGCAUCUGCGCGACAUACAGGACUCGGCCAGCGCCAAUUCGCCGGGUGCUGGGGCAGGUACCAGUGUGGUAUCGCGUCCGUUUCGUCUAAGAUUAGGAGCACCGGAUGUAUACGUGCAUGUGAAGGCAAACUCGAGACUGUUCCUCAACCAGACGCCUGGCGAGGGCGACUUUAUAAUGUCCGUGCAGACGCUGCUCAACUCGGAGAACGACAUGAACAGCAGCAACACUGGAGCGGGCAGUGGAGGACUGGGCUUGGGUCAACUGUGCGCCAUGGCACCGAGUCCCUCACUUGCCAGCUCACUGCUCAGCAGCCUUUCCAUGGAUGGUCUGCACGGAGGAACCGGUUCGGGAUCCUCGUCUUCGCCAGCGGCCUCUGGCAUGUUGCCCACCCAUCUGCUGGGCGGACUGGUGGGCGGCGGACAACAGGGCGGCGGUGGCAACAGCACGCAGACUACAAGCGUGGGCGGACCGCUGAUGAGCAGCGCGAUUAUCAAUGGCACCGGACUGCAGCAGCAACAACAGCAGCAGCAGCGAUCCGGUGCCAGCUCAUCGGCCAGCUCGUCCGCGAAUGCGCUGGUUAACGCGUUUACCGCUUCGCCAGCGCCAGCGGAGCACAGCUUCUAUGGAAGCGAUACCUUCGAAUUCGACAUUGCAGCACAUUCCUCCUCAUUCGAACUGGAUCCCAGCGGCGGUGUGGGAGCCUGGACGGAUUCGCGUCCCAAUUCGCGAGCGUCUGUGGCCACGCCCGUUAGCACGCCGCGCCCUCCGUCUGGACACGGAUUUAGUCCGGCUGUUUGCGCAUCUCCGGCCACGCCCUAUCAGCUCUCCUCGCACUCCGCCGCCAGCCUGCCCUCGCCGCAGUCAAAUGCCAGUGCCGGCGGUGGCAACUACGGUGGCUUCAACUUCCACUCCUUUGAUUCAAGCGAUGUAAAGCCCGAGAAGGAUGUCCAGCAACAACAAAACCAGCAGCAGUCAAACAACAAUAGCAGCAGUAGCAAUCCACUAUUGGGCGGCGGUUUGCCGAACGGAGUGGGUGGAAUGCUGCUUUCCCAGCAGCAACAGCAGCAACAAACGCCGCCUCAACAGCAGCAGCAGCAGCAACAACAGGAAUCCUCGGAGCGAUUGCGCCACUUGCUGACCAAGUCGCAGAGCAUGGCCGGCGGUCUGGGAGGACUGGGAGAUGAUGAGAAGUACUUCAAGCCAGAGGGCAGCGAGGAGGAGAAGCACGCCAGCGGAGGUUUCAAGAUGGGUGGCCAGCCCGGAGGGAUGGGAAUGUUUGGACCCAUGGGAUCGAUGGGGCGUGGUGUCGGCAACUCAAGUAUGCUGCACAAGGCAGGCAAUUCCCAGAACCCUAUGCUGCUCAAGCUACUAAACGAAAAGUCCGAGGACGAUGAUGGCAACGGAUCGGGUGGUGGGCCAGGUUCUAUGAACAACUCCCGGCAGAGCGAGCUGAUGCGCCAGCUGAAGAAUCCGGACGGUGGCAGCCAUGGCAUGCACCGUAACAGUGCCAGCGGCAACAUGAGUACCGAGGAUCUAAAGGCCAUGCUCAAAAUCCAAAGCGAUCCAUCGCUGAACAGAAAGCGAUCGCUAAAUGAGCCCGACGACGAUCCCUCUGCCAAACGGUCUGAGGACAAGCCCAGCAAAUUGUGCACGCAAAACAAGAUGUUGGCCAAGCUACUGCAGAAUCCGCCAAAGAUACCCAAAGCACCCAAUCCCGAGCAGCCAUUGCAAGUGAAGACUCUGCCGGACAUCACCAGCUCUACGGUGAGCAGCACGCUAGCCGCUCCGGGUAACCUCAUUAGCGCUGGCAGCACCGGACCCAAAGCGGCAGCCAAUCGCAACCGAAAGCAGCAGCAACAGCAGCAGCAGCAACAACAACAGCAGCAGCAGCAACAGGUCGCCGGCAUUCCUUCCCAGCAGCAACAACAGCAGCCAAACGAUGUCUACCUCAGUCAGCAGCAGCAACAGCAACUCCAGUCGCCGCAGCUGGCCUUCCAGCACCAGCAACUGGCGACCACAGCAACUACCUCAAUUACCACAGCGGCCUCCACUUCGGCUGCAGCUGCGGCAGCGGCGGCCAUUCUGGGCGAAGGCGACUCAGAGCUAUCCAAAUUGCUGGACAGCGUAAUGGAGUAUUAUCCAGAUGAUACUCCCAUCGUGACAAAUGCCCCAUCCGAGGCCUCGGCAAUCAACGACAUUCAAAAAUCGCUGAUGCUAGACGUGGAGUCGGCGGCCUUUGGUAACGAUCUAAACCAGCAGCUUAUGAUGACCCAGCAGCAACAGCACCAGCAACAACAGCAGCAGCAACAGCUGCUGGCGUUGCAGCUUGCCCAGCAGCAGCAGCAACAGCGACAGCAGCAUCUGCAGCAGCCCCCUGCCUAUCCGGGAAUGCUCAACAUGCAACAGCAGCAACACCAACAGCAGCAACAGCAGAACCAGCAACACAUCAUGCAGCGUCUGGAAGCCAUGCGGAAUCAGGGCAAUCAGGGUUUCCAGCGACCUCCACCCAUGUAUCCCGCCCGCGGUCGCGGACCCAUGAAUGCGGUGGCCACUCCGGGAGGCGUCGUGUUGCCUGCCCAACAGCAACUGCGAAACAUACGACAACAGCAGCAGUUGGCGGCCGCACAACAGAAGGAGCGUUUAUUGCAGCAACAGCAAAAGCAACAAUUGCUCGUUCCGGAGAAUGCGAGUGAGUAUUGGGGAAACUCUAAUUUACAAUUGAUUAUUAAACUUAUUGUGUCUUAUAUUUUAGCUGGCAUGAAUGCGGGCUUGAACAACAUUGGCUCGCUUCUCAACACGACGGGAGCUCCAAAUGUGUCCCUGUCCCGCACGAAUCUGCCCUCAGAUGCCCAGCUUAGUCCAAACUUUGCUCAGACCCUGAUGCAGCAGCAGCUCAGUCCCGGUCGUAGCGCACCCUACAGUCCGCAGCCCAAUCAAGGCUAUGCCCCUCAGUUCCCGCAACCUGGCCAACGACUCUCCCCGCAGCAGCAGCAGCAACUCAGCCAGCAGCAACAGAACAAUGUCCAGCAGCAACAGUUGGCCUACCAACAGCAACAGGUUGGCGAUGGCGGACGAUCCAACACUCCGUUUGGCUCUAACUCGGGAAUGCAGUCGCCGGGCAUGCAGAAUAGUCCACAGCAGUGGGGAUCUGGCGGCGGAGGAGGCGGUGGUCCCGGCGGUCCACUGCCGUCAGGCAAUGCCGGUAGAACGCUGCAACAACACAACCCGAUGCUCAUUGCACAGCUGCAGGGCGUGAGUCCGUACAAUGCGCGUCAAUACCAACAGAACCAGAGACGUGGCCUCAAUUCCCCAGGCGCUGUUGGACCCGGUGGCAAUCCGGCGGCACAAGCGGCUCUGCAGCGGCAGAACUCGUUCCAGGGACAGGGCGGUGGCGGUGCCACAACGCCCGACGGUUCCGGCGUGGGUUUCGGCGGACCACAGUCCCCCUACGGCACCAAUGUAAAUGUUUUCCAGCAGCAACAGUUGCAGCGACUGCAGCGACAGGGCAGCGUGCCACAGGCCACCCAACAUUUGCCAGGCUCGCCACGCUUUGGCUCCUCACCGGGCAGCAGCAACAACACUGAUAGUUCAGCUGCCGCCGGCAACCAGCAGCAGCAACAGCAGCAACAGCAGCAGCAACAGCAGCAGCAUCAGCAGCAGCAACAUCAGCAGCUGAUGAACGGGCUGAGCAUGUCGCCACAUCCGCAUCCGCACCCGGCGAUGAUGGGCGUGGGCGGCAUGGGCAGUGGCGGUGGCAACGGCAUCAUUGGCCUUGGCGGCGGGGGCGGCAACUAUGGGGCCACCCUUGGCGGCUACGGGCAAUCGCAGCAGGCGAAUGAUUUCUAUGGUCGCGCCCAGACCGCUGGCGGUGGUGGCAGCGUAGCCGGUGGUAAUGCCAAUUCCGAAUUCGUCAAACAGGAGCUGCGCGCGGUGGUCAGUGUGCGGGCCCAGCAGGCAGCUGCGGCAGCCACCGGAGGAGCUGGAGUCGGAGGAGGCGUAGCUCAACGAGGACAGACGCCGCAGAGUCCACUGCAGCAGGGCUCAGUGAUCGGGGGUGGCGGUGGCAUUGUGGGCGGAGUCAACAGUACAAACACAAUGGGCAAUGUCACGCCCACGGGCAGCGGCAAUGUCAGCAACUCCAUGCUCAACACGCCACCGGACCCAACGCUGAGCUUCAGCUUCGAGACGCCGGACUUCUUCACCAGCAGCGCUACGAGGUGACCCUAAGGUGCCUAGUUCAGAACCAAGGAUCACGUACAACCAAAACUUCUCUUGCGCACGCAUUUAUGGCUCUAGAUACGAAAAACAAUAGGAAAUCAAUGGAUGAAAGGCGAAGCAUGUACAUCUAAUUAAAAAUAUUAGCAGCACUAUUUAAAAAAUAUAUAUCUAAAUAUAUUUAUUUUAUAAUACUAGCAAAUAUUAAUUUUAAAGCAAAAUGGGAACCUCGUCUAAAAGAAAUCGCGAAAACAUAAAUACCAGACACAAGCUCUAGUUAAAUAUUUUGAAAACAGCAUAAUAACUUCAUAAGAAGAUGCAAACAUGAUAUAAGUAAUGCAUAUUUAUUACGUUUAAAGAUAAAGCCUAGUACUAAGAGCUAUAUAUACAAAAGAAUGAAAGCAGAAACAAAGCAUAAAACAUAAAUAAUUAUGCGUUAAGUGCUGGCCGUUUCGAGGUGUUGUUAAAUUGAUAUAUGUAUAUUUAAAGAGAAUUAAUAUUAAUAUUGCAUAACAUUUGGAGAGGCGUUGGCAACGGCAGCAGUUGGCUAAGCUCUAGAUAUAACGACAAGCGAUAAUAUAAUGUAUACAAUUGGAAGGGAAAGCAUGUAACAUGUAACACACAAAAACACAAACUUGCUGUACAUUUAAAAAAAAGUAGUGUUGAAUUUUUUCAGUGUGAUAAUUUGUUGAAUUUUAUGUACUAAAUGUUGCUAAUUUGUUGCUGCAAAAGCACGAGGACCUCGACCUCCAAAGGCUUUGCUUUAUGUAUACCUUCUAAACCUUUUCCAUCAUCUUUAAAAAUUUCUUUUCAAUUCACCAAUUGACCAAUCAGACCCAAAAUAUAUCACUUUGACUAUGGUUAGAAAAACUAUCCCUUUGCUGUAAAUAUUUUCACUGAGUAUCUUUUCUAAGUUGAGCCGCCUUAAAUUUUAAAUUGUAAUUUAGUUAAUGCUCGUUUAAAUUUAUUGUAAUUACGUUUAAAUACUUUUAUAUCAAAGCGAGAAAGCAAAGCGCGCAAAGCAAAGUUGGCGUUGCAAUUUCAUGUGAAGGCUAUUUUACAGGUUUUGUUUAAACUAAUAUGUAAUUUUAAACAUUUUUAUAUUAACUAUUACACAUUAAAUAUACAAAAUUGGCAUGUAUGAUUCAAAACACUUUCAAAUAACAUUUUGCAAGCUAGAGCUAGGCAAAAAACGUUUCACGUUUUCUAUUAUGUAAUUUUUUAUUGAUUUUUGAUUUUGUUUAAAUCUUUAAGUCUAUUAAGUUGGGUUCAAUCGUUAUAAAUAUUAUUUUUAAAGAAGAAACGAUACAAAUGCUAUACAAAUAUUAUUGAUAUAAAUUUAGUUUAUAAUUUUAUUAUAAUACUGUUUAAACUGCAAAGCCCUAAAUAAAAAUUUAUAUACAAUAUUUUAAAAAAUUUCAUGUUUUCAUUAUUUUAAAUCGUCUUUCUUUAACAAAUUUUAACACUGAAAUCGGACGCGAAAACAACGACAAACAACACUAAUAAAUGAAAUAAAUAUUUAAUGAAAACGGCGAUAUUAAAACUUGGGAAAAUAAAAAUACCUCUCGUUAAGUUCAAAAACGUAUGAAAAAAAUACAAAUUUAUUAAAAAAAAAAAUAUUAAGCGUAACCGAAAAUUCAGUAAUAAAUAUUAAGACGACUAUGGGAAAUUGUAAAUAGAUUGCAAAUGGUUCAGAUAAAAUUACUUCAAUAUCUAUUAAAGAACAAAUUUCUAGACGCUGCUAGCUAAAUUAUAAUUGUCACACUUAAUACUAGCUUAGGACGAGAUUUUCUUUAAGAGGCUACAUUUAAUGCAAUUAAAUUAAAAUUAUAAAACAAAAAAAUUUAAAGAUGGUGGCCAAUUUUCGGCCCCCGGCUCUCUCCCUAGUUUUUAUACUGACAAAACCUCAAACCAGGAAAGUAUAAGUAUGACAAAUGAAUAAUAUACACAAGUAUACUGCAUUUAGCAUUAUAUAUACACUAUAUUAAUAGUUUUAAUGCCAGUUAUUCAUAUAUACCAAUUCAUAAAUAUAUAUAUAUAUAUUUAUACGGAAUAAGGAUAUAGCAAAUUUCACACACAGCAACACAAAAAGUACAUAUAAAGUGCAUUAAUGAAUUUAAGCAUUUAAUGAAAUUAAUUAAUUUAUAAGCAUGAACAAAUAUUGGGUUUAUUUCGAAUAUAUUUAAAAUAAACAGAUAUUUACAAAUGGUAUAAACUUCAUGGAGUAUACUAGGAAUUAACUAAGUACUACACAUAAAGCUAACUAACCUAAUGCAAAUAAUAUUUACGUGAGUGCAAAGCGGAGUUAGUUUUGAUAAGAUUACCUACUAAAGUGCAUAUACAUAUAUGAUUUGGUAAGCUGUUCUGUUAUCACGCACGUUCAAUCGAUCAUGUUGUAAAUACAAGCAUCUUAGAAUUUUAUAAGCAAAAUUAAUCUAGUUUUAUACCAGCUCUCGAUCUAAGCUUUUUUGUCGAAUUGAAGAUACAAAUUGGUUUCGCUGGACACAUCUGAUGAAAAAGUUGAUUUUUUAUUCCGAAUCUGACUAGCGGACGUCCCUAACUAAUCCGUACUCAUUUGUUCAUACUGUACAGUCAUAAUUAAAUUUAUUUUCUAUGCAACCUAGUACCAUAAAAUUUGUACCAAAUCACACACUGGCGAUUUAAGAUAUUAGCCGAGAAUGGAGAUGGAAUGAGAAUUACAAAACAAAUAAUGCAACGCCCUGUACCCGUGCAUAAUGCCUACAAAGAUUUGUUAAACUUGAUAUUACAAAUAAAAUACUAUUUACUAAAUACAAAAUGAUGCCCUGAACCGCAAUGAGUAGUGCCCAAACAUAAGAAUAACGAAAUACAAACCUAAUAUAUAAACUAGCAUUUAAAGGUUAUAACGAAUUCUAAAACAACAGCCUCAAAGAAAAAUAGUUUUUAAACAAAAUAGCGAAAAUAGCACAAUUUUGUAAAAAAAAAACAAAAGCGAGUAGAAAUUUGUACGAACUCAAAAUAGAACAGAACCGAGAGCAAUAUAACAACAAAUUUCACGCAGCACAACUACUCAAUAUUUAAAUUAACUUAUUUUCAGUCAAUGCAAAAAUGCAAAAAUAGAGGAACGAAAAUAUCGAUUUGAUGGAAGAAGGCAUCGUUGAUUGAUUGGCUGUGUUAUCAAAUGGAAAAAAAGUUGAAAGACCGAAAAACGUACGACGAAAUAGGCCUAAAAUUUGAAAUUGAAAAACAUUUUCAAAAGUAGCGGAUGGUCGAGGUUAGCGUAGUUAGAGGUGUAGGAACCGAAACCGAUAUUUAUAUAGGUUGGUUUAUUCCACAUAUAUAGGAGGUUGGAUUAAUGCUGAAUUUAUGGAAGGGGAUCAGAUCUUUAAGAGCAGGCAACUUCAGUUCAAAUUGUCACAUAUGUAUGCAUCUAAUUUUGUUCACUUAUAUCAACGAUUAUUUAGCGCUUAGAUAAACACACAUAAUCGGUAAUUUGGGUAUGCUAAAAUACGUGAUUUGGAGGGAAGACUGUACUGAAGAAAAACGGCAAGUUGUUUUAAGAUUAUCGUGAGUAUUUUGAUUAGAUUAUACUCGUUUAUUGCUGGUUUUGAGUCAGUACCCGUAUGUUUAAUUCUUUGAAAUCGUUUUGCGAAAACUCUCAAACCCUAUCCACACAAACAUAAUGAAUGUUACAAAUCUGAAUGUUAUGUUGUUGUCAUCUGUCACUGUUUACACGUAUCAAUUGAUUGUCCAAAUAUGUAUAUGUUGUCUUUGUCUCUAAAAAUCGUAUUGAAUAAUUCAGUGAAAACAAGCGUAUUUUAAGUCUCUAUAUAUGUACCUUUUGCUAUGUAUUGUAUUUUUAUGUAUCUGUAACUAUAUAAACGCGUACGACACGCCCCACUCCCACUCACAUUUCACACUCAAAUGGGAAACCUAAGAAACAAAUGCUAAAUUUAACACUAUACACACUAAAAAUUAAUGAUAAUUUUUAAUAACUAAAUCUGUAUAUGUGUAAAUGUAACGUUUGUCUAAGGAAUCACACAACUGAAAGUGAAGUUGAAAAGUUAGGAAACCAAGUAAAGUUUCACUUGAAUUUCAUUUCAAUGAAAACACAAUACACUUUAAUUUAACUAAGUACUAUACUUACAAGCAUAAUUGAGAAUGUUCACCCACAGACACACAAAACACACACAUGCAACACAAUAGAAAAAUGUUUAAACAAUUAAAUUUAAUGUUAGUGGAGACGGUAUUCUGUACGCUAUGUUUGUACUUACAAAUCGAUAUAUAUAUAUAUAUAUAUAUACAUACAAUUAAUUAAAUUUAUUAAUUAAUUAUACAACAAGAAGCAAGCAAAAAGCAGCAAACAGCAACAAGAACAACAGACACGUUCACUUAAUGUUUAACAACUGAACAAAAACAUUGAAAAUGAG